AUGAAACUAAUCACUGUUCGCUGUCAGAUAAAGAGUAAUAGACGGAAAUUACUAUUUGAUGCACGUCUACAGACAGUUGAUCGCCGAAAGGAACAAAUCGCCAGAAUGAAACAAACUGAAAUGAAACGAUUUGACGACUGCCGAAAUGACACCAACUUUCAUUCGGAAACUAAUCGCCGGAAUGAAACAAAUUGCCGCCGCCGCAUUGCGCGGGCAUGGAAAUAUGGAAUAUCCUCGGUUGACUCCAAUCAAUUUUUGGAAAGUUUUUAUUGUGGCACGUGGCAUCCGGCGCCUAUAACGUCUCGCCCUCCUUACCAAACUUCCGUGAGCCUCUCGUUAUCGCCGCGGCCGGCAGCACCACCAUUUGAAGGCGGAGCUGAUUGUUAA
This is a messenger RNA of Lactuca saligna, 387 nucleotides long. NCBI's taxonomy places the organism in Eukaryota, Viridiplantae, Streptophyta, Magnoliopsida, Asterales, Asteraceae. The record is from the annotation of a GenBank genome assembly.